This is a messenger RNA of Dromaius novaehollandiae (emu), 1978 nucleotides long. Its product is annotated as loricrin-like. The transcript has 2 exons. NCBI's taxonomy places the organism in Eukaryota, Metazoa, Chordata, Aves, Casuariiformes, Dromaiidae. The record is from RefSeq and is a predicted model, not a curated record. The coding region runs from base 77 to 1723 and encodes 548 amino acids.
AUCCUAAGGCUCCUCAUUCACCUGCCUCCGAGCCUAGCACACGUUUCGAUUUGCACUCAAGGCUUGGUGCUCAAAGAUGUGCUCCCGACAGAACUCCAGAGGCUGCCACGAAACAUCCUCCCAGUCCGGGGGAUGCCACAGCGGGGGCUCGUCCUGCCAUGGCGGCAGCUCCUCCAGCUACCAGGCACUGGGCUCCUCUUGCUGCGCGAGCGGAGGCUCCAGCAGCUAUGGCGGGGGCAUAGCCUCAUGCCAGCAGAUACGGGGAUCCUCAGGCUACGGCACGGCAGGAGGAUCCAGCGGGGGCUCCAUUAUCAUCUCGUCUGGGGGUGGCAGUGGAGGGUCAUCCGGAUGCUGCAGUGGGGGGGGAUCCGGCGGGGGCAGCACAGGCUCCGGUCAGAAGAUCAUUGUCAGCUCCGGAGGUGGAGGUGGCGGCUCAUCCGGAUGCUGCAGUGGGGGAUCCUCAGGCUAUGACUUGGGAGGAGGAAGCAGCAGUGGCUCUUCAGGAGGCAAGAUCAUAAUAGCAGGAGGGGGGAGCAGUGGGGGAUCAUCCGGAUGCUGCAGUGGAGGAUCCUCAGGCUAUGGCCUGGGAGGAGGCUACGGUGGUGGCAGCGGGGGAUCAGGUCAGAAGAUCAUUGUCAGCUCCGGAGGUGGAGGAGGUGGCUCAUCCGGAUGCUGCAGUGGAGGAUCCUCAGGCUAUGACUUGGGAGGAGGAAGCAGCACUGGCUCUUCAGGAGGCAAGAUCAUAAUAGCAGGAGGGGGGAGCAGUGGGGGAUCAUCUGGGUCCUGCAGUGGAGGAUCCUCAGGCUAUGGCCUGGGAGGAGGCUACGGUGGUGGCAGCGGGGGAUCAGGCCAGAAGAUCAUUGUCAGCUCCGGAGGUGGAGGCUCAUCCGGAUGCUGCAGUGGGGGAUCCUCAGGCUAUGACUUGGGAGGAGGAAGCAGCAGUGGCUCCUCAGGAGGCAAGAUCAUAAUAGCAGGAGGGGGGAGCAGUGGGGGAUCAUCUGGGUCCUGCAGUGGAGGAUCCUCAGGAUACGGCCUGGGAGGAGGCUACGGUGGUGGCAGCGGGGGAUCAGGCCAGAAGAUCAUUGUCAGCUCUGGAGGUGGAGGAGGUGGCUCAUCCGGAUGCUGCAGUGGAGGAUCCUCAGGCUAUGACUUGGGAGGAGGAAGCAGCAGUGGCUCCUCAGGAGGCAAGAUCAUAAUAGCAGGAGGGGGGAGCAGUGGGGGAUCAUCCGGAUGCUGCAGUGGGGGAUCCUCAGGCUAUGACUUGGGAGGAGGAAGCAGCACUGGCUCCUCAGGAGGCAAGAUCAUAAUAGCAGGAGGGGGGAGCAGUGGGGGAUCAUCCGGAUGCUGCAGUGGAGGAUCCUCAGGCUAUGGCCUGGGAGGAGGCUACGGUGGUGGCAGCGGGGGAUCAGGCCAGAAGAUCAUUGUCAGCUCCGGAGGUGGAGGAGGUGGCUCAUCCGGAUGCUGCAGUGGGGGAUCCAGUGGUGGGUCUUCAGGAGGCAAGAUCAUAAUAGGAGGUGGAGGUAGUGGGGGAUCAUCUGGAUGCUGCAGUGGGGGAUUCAGUAGUGGCAGUGGAGGUUCCUCAGGCCACACAAUCAUCAGCUCCGGAGGAGGCAGCGGAGGGUCCUCCCAGUCCAUGCAGCAGAAAUGCCCCACCAUCAUUCCCAAUAUUGAAUCCCAUCAAACCAAGCAGGCCUGCUACUGGCCCCCCAGCUACCAGAAGUGAUGGCCACAGAUGGCCCCGGUGCUCAGCAAGAACAGCCCUCCGUGCGACAGACAAGUCACAGUUUUCUCUCUACAUCUGGUGCUCUCUUCCAAGUUUGCUGUUUCCUCCCAGCAUGUCCUCUUCUCUUGAUGCUGCAUCACUGUGCUGUGAAUUCAUCAUGCCAGUGCUCUAUGAUGUUUUAUGAUGCCUUUGAUCAGGCUCUGCUGAUUUUUCCAAGAGUAUAUGCAAGAUCUAGUAAAUACAAUAAUAUCCUAA